Nicotiana tabacum (common tobacco) is the source of this 1337-nucleotide messenger RNA. Its product is annotated as putative glucose-6-phosphate 1-epimerase. The record is from RefSeq and is a predicted model, not a curated record. Gene Ontology annotation, cellular component: cytoplasm. Gene Ontology annotation, molecular function: glucose-6-phosphate 1-epimerase activity; carbohydrate binding. Gene Ontology annotation, biological process: carbohydrate metabolic process. Lineage: Eukaryota; Viridiplantae; Streptophyta; Magnoliopsida; Solanales; Solanaceae.
UGGAUUUCUCAUGAAGCAGAAGUUGGUGGCCUGUUCUACACAAUAAACAACACUAAAUCGUUCCAAAAAAUGCAAGUUUAAUCUUUUGAUUUCCUAUUAAUAUAAUUCAUCCUUUCUGUUUUAGCGGUUCAGUUUCUGCCAGCCAAUUAUUCACAAUAUUCUUUGUUUAUCGCAUCACACUUUGCGUUUUCAGAUUUUGAUCAGUAUUCGAAAAACGAAACAAAAAAACUAUGUCGUCGAACAUAAUUCACGACGCCGAUGGAUCGCCUUCGCGAAUCGUAUUGUCGGAGCCUACUGGAUCAACUGCUGAGGUGCUUUUUCAUGGUGGACAGGUUGUUUCUUGGAAGAAUGAACGAAGAGAAGAACUGCUUUUCAGGAUUAAUAAGACCCUGUGGAAACCUCCUAAAGCCAUCAGAGGCGGAAUACCUAUCAGCUUUCCACAGUUUGGAAGUUUUGGUUCUUUAGAGCGACAUGGUUUUGCAAGAAACAGAGUGUGGUCCUUGGAUGAUUCUCCUUCUCCUCUACCUGCAGCAAACAGUCAGUCAACUGUGGAUCUCAUCUUAAAAUCCACAGAGGAGGAUCUGAAAAUUUGGCCACAUAGGUUUGAGGUGCGGCUACGUGUCUCUCUCGCUGCUGGCAAGCUGACUUUGAUCCCUCGUGUGAGAAAUAUAGAUAACAAGCCAUUCUCAUUCACGAUCUCUCUGCGUAACUAUUUAUCUGUUUCUGAUAUCAGUGAAGUGCGUGUGGAGGGCUUGGAGACGCUUGACUACUUCGAUAAUUUGCAGCAGAGAGAAAGAUACACAGAGCAGGCAGAUGCAAUUACCUUUGAUAGUGAGAUUGACAGGGUAUAUCUGAGCACACCAAAGAAAAUUGCGAUAAUAGACCAUGAGAAGAAGAGAACCUAUGUCAUUCAGAAAGAAGGCAUGCUAGAUGCUGUUGUUUGGAAUCCUUGGGACAAAAAAGCCAAGUCUCUCCCUGAUUUAGGUGAUGAAGAUUACAAAAAAAUGCUAUGCGUGGAUUCAGCUGCUGUUGAAACUCCGAUUGUCUUAAAGCCCUCUGAGGAGUGGAAGGGGCGGCAAGAGCUCUCUACUGUAUCUUCAAGUUACUGCAGUGGGCAAUUGGACCCUAGGAAAGUUCUUUAUGGCCUUGCCUGAUCUCAUCCAUGGUGUGAUUAAGGUGCUAUUUCUACGAGUCUGUUUUUUGUAUACUACGCGCACUGUUUUACUAUUCCACAAACUCCUAUUCAUGUUUGGUUUGUCAGUUUCUGGAGUGUUAAAUCUAACAUUACUGUAUCUAUUCUAUAAGCACAUAAUUUUAGCUGCAGGUGGUUCACUGAG